UGGGGUCGUACCUGACGGCUGUCGUGAAGCAGCGGGAGGAAAGCGAGGGAGGAAGAAGGGGGAGUCCAGGCCCAGCCCGGCCCCCCGGCCCGCGGGGAAUUGGCUCCGCGCCGCGCCCCUCCGCCCUCGGCGCAUCGCAGUCGGAGUCCGGAGGAGGAGAAGGUGGCGGCGACGGCGCUGCCGCCUCUGGCUAUGUAGGGGCCCCAGAGCGGGCAGAUCCGGAGGCCGCUGUCCGCCUCUGGAGCUCGGCGCCGGGGCCGGGCCCGGGCCCGGCGGGAUGUUUUCCAAGAAGCCGCACGGGGACGUGCGGAAAUCCACGCAGAAGGUGCUGGACACCCGCAAGGACCCACUCACCCGACUCAAGCACCUCCGCGUCCUUAUCGACAAUGCAGAAUCAAUUGAUCUCAAACAGUUUUUUGACCUACAUUUUUCACAUAUAUAUUAUGUGUUCUUUGAAAACUUUGUAACUAUUGAAGUGGGCCUUAAACAAAAAGGUCACAAGUCUCAGAGAGAAGAAUUAGAUUCUAUUCUUUUUAUUUUUGAGAAAAUUUUACAACUCCUUCCUGAAAGGAUUCAUCAGAGGUGGCAAUUUCAUAGUAUUGGGUUGAUUUUAAAGAAGCUUCUUCACACUGGAAAUUCAUUAAAGAUACGUCGAGAGGGUGUGCGUCUCUUUCUUUUGUGGCUGCAAGCACUUCAAAAUAACUGUAGUAGAGAACAAUUAUGGAUGUUUUCUUGCUUGAUUCCUGGAUUUUCAUCACCACAGUCUGAAUAUGGCCCCCGAACACUAGAUAAUCUCAUUAACCCUCCCCUUAAUGUCCAAGAAACUCAAGUGACUAUAGAAGAAAUCACUCCACUUGUUCCUCCGCAAUCAGGAGAUAAAGGACAAGAAGAUUUAACAAGCUAUUUUUUAGAAGCACUUUUGAAAUACAUGGUAAUUCAGGUUAAGAGUUUAGAAUGGAAGAACAAGGAAAACCAGGAAAAGGGAUUUUCAUUUUUAUUCUCAAAUUUUAAGAAAUACUACUUACCUUCUAUUUUCCCGAACAUCUGUAAGGAGACCAGCUUGUAUAACCCUAUACUUGAUAUACCACAAAUGAGACCAAAGCCACACUAUGUAAUAGUUAAGAAAGAUGCUGAAACCAAUGAGGCAAUCUAUUGCACAAAGGAACCUUUCAUUAAGGCUCGUGUUAUUGUCAUUCGAUGGUUGGUGUCUUUCUGGCUUGAGCCAAAACCUCAUACAGGACCUCAUAUUCCUGGAAUGGAAGGUGAAAAUGUGCCAAAGAAUAUUCAGAGAGCAGCUGCUAGUAUGGCUUCAAGGGAGGACAGCAAAAAUGACAGUACUGAUAAGCAGGAUAGAAAUGCAGAACCAGAACAAUCUCAUUCUAAUACAAGUACUUUAACAGAGAGAGAACCAAGUUCUUCCAGCCUCUGCAGUAUUGAUGAAGAGCAUUUAACUGAUAUUGAAAUUGUCCGGAAAGUCUUCUCUUCUAAAAGAAAUAAUGUUAAUUUUCUAACUGAGAUUUUUCGACAGGCAUUUCUGUUGCCAAUAUGUGAAGCAGCUGCCAUGAGGAAGGUGGUAAAGGUGUAUCAAGAAUGGAUUCAACAAGAAGACAAACCUUUAUUUAUGAAAGAACCUGAAGAAAUAAUGCAGUGCACAGCUGUAGAUUGUGAUGAAAAUGUUGACCAUAAUUCUUCAGAGAAAGGAAAAGAAAGAGAAGAGGAAAAAGGGGUGAACUCCAGUCAUGGAGUUAGAAAUUCAAACUGGACAAGAAAUGGCUGUUAUGAAGAUGCUUUGCAUAAAACAUCUGAAAUUGAUACUGAAGAGCAAAAUGUACGAGCUGGAGUGCAGUCAGUAUUGCAGGUUUUUAUAAUAAAUUCUUCAAAUAUAUUUUUUCUUGAACCUGCAAAUGAAUUUAAAGCUCUGCUGGAUGAACACACUGAUAUGUGCAAACGCGUUCUCAAUAUCUACCGCCACAUGGUAGUCCAAGUGACUAUGGACAAGAAGACAUGGGAGCAGAUGCUACUUGUGCUGCUCAGGGUAACUGAAUCUGUGCUGAAAAUACCACCCCAAACUUUCUUGCAGUAUCAAGGAAGAAAAAACUCCACUUUAGCUGGAAGACUUGCAGGACCUCUUUUCCAGACUCUUAUAGUAGCUUGGAUCAAAGCAAAUCUAAAUGUGUACAUUUCUCGAGAACUUUGGGAUGACUUGCUGUCUGUAAUGUCAUCACUGACAUACUGGGAAGAGCUGGCCACUGAGUGGUCACUGACAAUGGAGACACUUACUAAAGUAUUAGCUAGAAACCUGUAUAGCCUGGACCUCAGUGACCUGCCACUGGAUAAAUUAAGUGAGCAGAAGCAGAAAAAACACAAAGGCAAAGGAGUUGGGCAUGAAUUCCCAAAGUCUUCUGUUGAUAAGUCCUUUUCUAGAGGCUGGAGCCGUGACCAGCCGGGACAGGCACCCAUGAGACAGCGCAGUGCUACAACCACCGGCUCUCCGGGAACAGAAAAGGCAAGGAGCAUAGUACGGCAGAAAACAGUUGACAUUGACGAUGCUCAAAUUCUUCCACGUCCACAUCGAGUCAGACAUUUUUCUCAGAGUGAGGAUGCUCCAAGUGAAGUUUUUGGUGCAUUAAAUGAAGAACAACCACUGCCACGAAGCAGCAGCACCUCUGACAUCCUGGAGCCAUUCGCAGUUGAACGAGCCAAAGGUGCAGUUCCUGUCAUUGACAGUUCAUCCCAUCAUGCUCCAAGCUUACAGAAUUCCACUGAGACCUCUUCAAUGCUUAGAUCCACUGAAAGCCAUAUCACUGAUACAAAUAGCAGAGAGUCCUCCUUGGAAGUUGGGGAUAGUAUUUAUGACCAUCUUUGUCAUUUAAUAGGGCCGGUAGAAUUUGCAAACACUGCCUUUGAACAAAGCCAGUAUGUUGACCUUGAAGGUGAAGAUGAUCUCCUUUCCUCUCUGAGAGAAUAUCUAAUUAAAGAAAAAGAAGAACUUUGCGGUAACUUUGAGAUAGAUAAAUCUGAGGCUUCUGCUCAUGAAGUUGAUACAUCAGUAAGUAGGAAUGAUAGAUUACCACUGGAUGGAUUAGAAAAUAGAGAUCAGACUGGUCAAUGCACAACUAGCAACGCUGUUGCAGAAAGAGGCAAUAACACAGAGCUGCAACUAGAACAAAACCCAAGUGGCUUUAUAAGUAAUAUUGCACCUACUCAAGUAGACUUUUUUACAAGAAAUCAAGCACUCAAUAAAGCCAGACAGUUAGAUAUUGAUAAACAAUAUGAAAGCGCAUUUGAUCAUGGGUCAAGUAGUCCUAGCAGCAAAGAAGGGAAGAGAUAUCUGUACAGGCAAGCUGCCACUGAAACUGAUGUAGAUUUAGUUGUGGAAGCACCGGUAGCUGAAAAGCAUAAAAGUGUCCAGUUUAAUGAGAAAGUGACCAACUCACGUAUUGUCCACGCAAAGAAAAUUCUUACUAAAGCACAACUUGAUCCUCACAUCACAGGCACAAGCAAACUGGCACCAGCUAAAAGAAGUAUAUCUGAAACUGUAACUCAUAGGGCCAAAAUCAUGAAAAUAACAACUAAAAAAAGAAACAGCGUUCAUGUUACUUUUAGGCCAUCUACAGAAUCGGUCCAGUUUUACAAUCCUCUUGAGAACAAAGAGGCUGCUUGGAAAGCAAGGCUUCGUAAACUUGGUGGCUUCAGUAGUAACAGUAGUGGUAGCAGCAACAGCAGUACCAGUGCAAGCAGUAGCUCAUCAGCUGCCACAGAGCUGGUUAGACCUGGAAUAUAUAGGCAUCUAGAUGCAGUCAAUACUGCUUCAGCUGGCAGCAAGCAAGUUAAGGAAUCUACAGAAAAUCAAGCAGCUGUGUUGCAGAAAGAAGGUCUUGCCGUUAGUCAGUUCCAAUGUCGUAGUGCCUUUAGAGCACCAGGUCAGGAGUCGGCACAACAGCAGGGCUCCCUGGGUGGUGUUUAUAAAACUGUUGUACAUGCUCUUUCGAAGCCGAAGGCAAAUGUUUCCCCACAGAGGCAGAACAGAAUGCCAGCAGAGGCUCCACUGAGGGAUCUGUACAGUCAUGUAAUGGGCUAUUUUGGAAGGAAAGCUGCAGCUAAUAGAGAGGACAUGAGUCAAAAGCUGCACCCUAUUGAUAGUGAUAUUGGCAGUAGCAAUACAAAUGUUCCUGACCUCAUGGACGAAUUUAUAGCUGAGAGACUCCGCAGUGGUAAUGCACUGAAUGUGACAAGAAGAGGAAGCAGCCCUGGCAGCCUGGAAGUUCCUAAGGACCUUCCUGAUAUAUUGAACAAGCAGAACCAAAUGCGUCCUGUGGAUGACCCAGGCGUGCCUUCCGAGUGGACGUCGCCUGCGAGCGCGGGCAGCAGUGACCUCAUCAGCUCAGACAGCCACUCGGACUCCUUCAAUGCCUUCCAGUAUGACAGCCGCAAAUUUGAAAAUUUCAGCUUUGGCACCGAGGCAGGGACACCAGCUUCUACUGACGUUGAUGCAAUUUCAGGACAGCAACAAAGUGCUGAGGAACAAGAAGUGGCCAGUCUAACUACACUCCACAUAGAUUCAGAAACAAGUAGUCUCAAUCAGCAACCAUUGUCUGCUGAAGCUGCAACUAUUACUGGCUCUGAAAGUGCUUCUCCAAUCCAAUCUGCUCUUGGAUCCCGAUCACAGACACCCUCUCCUGCCACUCUGCAUGCAGAUCAUAUUGAGCAGAAGGAUCUGCAGCUGGAUGAGAAGCUCCACCACUCUGUUUUACAGACGCCAGAUGACCUAGAAACUAGUGAAUUCCCCUCAGAAUGUUGCAGUGUGAUGGCUGGCGGAACACUUACAGGAUGGCAUGCAGAUGUUGCUACUGUGAUGUGGAGGAGGAUGCUAGGAAUUCUGGGAGAUGUCAACAGCAUAAUGGAUCCAGAGAUUCACGCCCAGGUUUUUGAUUAUCUGUGUGAACUGUGGCAGAAUCUGGCCAAGAUAAGAGACAAUCUUGGUAUUUCAACAGACAACCUAACUUCACCAUCUCCCCCAGUUUUAAUUCCACCACUGAGAAUUCUAACACCAUGGCUCUUCAAGGCAACAAUGCUGACUGAUAAAUACAAACAAGGAAAGCUACAUGCUUAUAAGCUCAUUUGUAAGACAAUGAAACGAAGACAAGAUGUUUCUCCAAACAGGGAUUUUUUAACUCAUUUCUACAAUAUAAUGCACUGUGGACUUCUUCAUGUUGAUCAAGAUAUUGUCAAUACAAUCAUCAAGCACUGCUCUCCUCAGUUCUUUUCACUUGGUUUACCUGGUGCUACCAUGCUUAUUAUGGAUUUCAUUGUAGCAGCAGGAAGAGUGGCUGCUUCUUCUUUCCUCAAUGCACCAAGAGUUGAAGCACAGGUUCUUUUAGGAUCUCUAGUCUGUUUUCCCAAUUUAUAUCGUGAACUACCAGCUCUUCACCCAAAUAUUCCUGACAUUGCUAUGUCUCAGUUUACAGAUGUUAAGGAACUCAUAAUUAAAACUGUGUUAAGCUCAGCAAGAGAGGAGCCAUCUGGUCCUGCACGGUGUGUUGCUCUUUGCAGCCUUGGAAUUUGGAUCUGUGAGGAGCUAGUCCAUGAAUCACAUCAUCCUCAGAUCAAGGAAGCAUUGAAUGUGAUAUGUGUUUCUUUAAAGUUUCCAAAUAAAACAGUAGCUCAAGUUGCCUGCAGUAUGCUGAACAUGCUGAUACAUUAUGUACAUAGACUUCAACUUUAUCAAGCUGAUUCACCAUUAAGAAUUAUUCAAAUUCUGAUAGCAACUAUUACACAUCUGCUACCCAGUACAGAAGCUUCCUCUUAUGAGCAGGACAAGAGGUUGGUGGUUUCUUUACUUCUGUGCUUAUUGGAUUGGAUAAUGGCCUUGCCAUUGAAGACUUUGCUGCAGCCUCUUCAUGCUACAGGAGCAGAAAAUGAUAAGACUGAAAGAUCUGUUCUUAAUUGUAUAUAUAAGGUUCUGCAUGGAUGUGUCUAUGGGUCUCAGUGUUUUAGCAACCCGAAAUAUUUUCCUCUAAGCCUUUCUGAUCUGGCAUGUAUGGAUUAUGAUCCUUUUAUGCAUUUAGAGAGCUUAAAGGAACCAGAACCACUGCAUUCUCCAGACUCUGAGAGGUCUUCUAAACUUCAGCCAGUCACUGAAGUGAAAACUCACAUGCAACAAGGAUUAAUUUCUGUUGCUGCUCGUACUGUGAUAACACAUCUAGUCAACCACUUGGGCCAUUAUCCUAUGAGUGGAGGUCCUGCUAUGCUGACCAGUCAAGUGUGUGAAAACAAUGACAAUCCAUACAGUGAAAGUCCUGAGCUUUCUCCUGAACUUUUUGAGAACCCAAAUCUUCAAUUCUUUGUAUUAAACAAUACUUCCCUGGUGUCUUGCAUACAAAUCCAAGCAGAAGAUGACAUGCCUGGGGGAGGACUGUCUGCUGGACUUGCAUCAGCUAAUUCAAAUGUUAGAAUUAUAGUGCGUGAUCUGUCUGGCAAAUACUCCUGGGAUUCGGCCAUUUUGUAUGGACCAUCAUCUUUAUGUGGAUCUUCACAACAAACAUCUUUUGCACUUUCAUUAUCUCAGCAAGAUAAACCAGAAGAUGCUCUUUCAUCUUUUGAGCAUGUGGAGGAUGUAUCUGCAAGAGAUGGAAUUACACUCCAAGUUAAAAGGAAAUUUAGAGACACUGUACCAACAUGGGAUACAAUUAGAGAUGAAGAAGAUGCUCUUGAUGAGCUGCUGCAGUAUUUAGGUGUUACAAGCCCUGAAUGCUUACAGAGAACUGGUGUUUCACUCAACAUCCCUGCUCCUCAACCAGUCUGCAUCUCAGAAAAGCAGGAGAAUGAUGUCAUCAAUGCAAUUCUGAAACAGCACACAGAAGAGAGAGAGUUUGUUGAAAAGCAUUUCAAUGAUGUAAAUAUGAGGGCUAUGGAGCAGGACGAGCCAACCUCACAAAAGCCACAGUCAGCAUUUUACUACUGUAGAUUACUUCUCAGUAUACUAGGAAUGAAUUCAUGGGAUAAAAGAAGGAGCUUUCAUCUCCUGAAGAAAAAUGAGAAGUUACUUCGAGAACUCAGAAAUUUGGACUCAAGACAAUGCCGAGAGACACACAAGAUUGCAGUGUUUUAUGUUGCUGAGGGACAGGAAGAUAAACACUCCAUUCUUACGAAUACUGGGGGAAGUCAAGCCUAUGAGGAUUUUGUAGCUGGUCUUGGCUGGGAGGUAAAUCUCACAAACCAUUGUGGUUUUAUGGGAGGACUACAAAAAAACAAAAGCACUGGAUUGACCACUCCAUAUUUUGCUACCUCAACAGUGGAAGUCAUGUUCCAUGUGUCAACAAGAAUGCCUUCUGAUUCAGAUGACUCCUUAACAAAAAAGCUAAGACAUUUAGGAAAUGAUGAAGUACACAUUGUCUGGUCAGAACAUACUCGAGAUUAUAGAAGAGGAAUAAUUCCAACAGAAUUUGGUGAUGUUCUUAUAGUUAUCUAUCCCAUGAAAAACCAUAUGUUCAGUAUCCAGAUCAUGAAAAAGCCUGAGGUUCCAUUUUUUGGUCCACUCUUUGAUGGUGCUAUUGUGAAUGGAAAAAUUCUGCCUAUUAUGGUUCGUGCAACAGCUAUAAAUGCAAGCCGUGCAUUGAAAUCAUUAAUCCCAUUAUACCAAAACUUCUACGAGGAGAGAGCGCGAUACCUGCAAACAAUUGUUCAACAUCAUCUAGAGCCUUCAACGUUUGAAGAUUUUGCUGCUCAGGUUUUUUGCCCAGCACCUUAUCACCAUUUGCCCUCAGAGACGGAUCAUUAAAUAUCAGUUCUGUUUAUCUGAAGUUAAUUUUGUGUAGGAAUCUCAUUAAUAGGAGCUUGUGAUGUGUUUCACAUCUGCACACAUGCAUGUGUGUGUCUGCAUACCACGAAACACGAUGUCCCGUCCUGGGAGCCACGUUCUUCUGGACCUUGCACUGUGCAGUGGAAGUGACCAAGACAUCAGUGUCAGGAGCAGCCAGAGCUUCCUAGGACAGAGAUGCAGCACAGUGUGACCCAGCGUCAGAGUCAAUCAGCCUGGCCCCACAUCUGCCUGACUGAGCUUGCAUUUCAGCCAAGGGAAGCUGGGGAUGCUCUGGCAGUCCUGCUUGCAGCCUGAUCCCUGUUCCAUCCCUGCUCCUGGGACUCUGAUACUCAGCUCCAGCCCCGAGUGCCUGGAGCAGCACCAAACCAUCUGCCUCCAAGCUGACUCUAGAGGGCACAAAUCCUAAAGCCUGAGGCGGGUAUAAAAUAACACUGCAGUCACCUGCCAGAAAGGUCACCCCAGGGCUUGGGGUCUGCCUGGAAGCCACUGGUUUCCAGUUCUAGCAGAGGCAGACCUGUGAGCUAUGUUGCUUCAGAUGACCCAAAUUUCUGAGGGACUGUGAUCCCAAAGAAAAGCACCAGCAGUGCUAUUGAAAAAGUAGAUACCCCUACAUUUCCAGGGGCCCUGCAACAGGUGAAUUUCUUAAAAGAGGUGCAGAGCACUGAACUGUGCCAGGAUUACACACAGGAGUGGUGCUGUAGUCCUGCCUGGGAAUCCACAUGCAUUCAUCACCCUCAAGGUGACUCAGAGAAAACCUUGCACACUCCCAGCCACAUGUCCAUGUCAUCUGGAAAUUUCUAACCAACUUCUAAGAAGACGUCACAUUUUUUAAGUGCAAAAUGUUUCAUUUAUGUAUGGGGAUUCUUUUAAUAAAAAUGAUUGACCAGAAGAGACUAAGAAAAAAAAGCAACAUUUUAGAUAUUACAGAUAUAAUUCUUUUAUUGGAACAUGAUGUCAAUGAUUACAAUUUCUGAAUAUGUUUACUUUUAUAAAAUACUCUUUUUUUUAAAAAUACAUUUUUUUAUCUAAGACAGAUAUUGGAAACUAUCAGUCUGCUGCAGCCCAUCACCAGGUGUUACCAUUUUUUUGUUGUUUUGAUGCCAUUGGCCAUUUUUUUUUCAUUUGAGCUAUGAGAAUCAGAGCAAAUAGAGAACAUGCCAUUCAGUAACAAAUUGUGUUUUCUCAGAUGGACUUAUUUUAUCAAAGGCUCAGACAUCAGCAAAAACUGUUUCCUUUUUUAUUGUGACUGCUCUUCAGUACAAUAUGAUUGUGGCUGCUGCUGUUUUAUCUAGAAGCUUAGUUUGCCCUGUCAAAAUAUCUGACAAGUCCACCUUCCCAUGUGUAGGAACCUGACUAGUGUAGUGAAUGUGUACAUUUAAAGAAAUUGAGAUUUACCUGUACUUAAUCACAGAAUGCAAUUCAGUUGCCUCUUUGUUUUUUACCUUGUGCUGUUUCUGUUACAUUGAGUAACUGGAAAUACUCUGCUAAAUGGGGUAACACGUCCUAUGCAGAUAUUGAGUGAACCAGAUCUCUGUGACAACAGAAUAGGUUGAGGGAACUGUCAAUGAUAAGCUCAAUUAUAUUGAAGGGCAUAUUGACCUCACGAUGCUAAGAUUCUGAUCUUUUAAAUGUACUCAUGUCUUAGGUUCCUUUUUUCUGUCUUCUUGUGUUCCCUUUCUUCCUACUAAGACAAGUACCUUAUUACAGUAAAUUUCUGAAGAGGCCCCUCUACAUUCAUCAUAGUAUAUUCCUUGUGACAAAAGCAUCAGGCUUUUUGGUCCCAACAAUCAUGCCUGCAUUUUCAAGCCUGCAUUCAGAACAUUCUGCUGCCUCACUCCCAGAGUUAGACUAAGUGGGGUUGCCAGUGUACAGUCAGGGAAGCAGGGGAAUGUAGAGGUAAUGGUGCUUUCAGCCUUGCACAAUUAAAAAUCUAGUUCAACAGCUUGUAUUUUCUUCUGCUGCUUCCUUGGUGUGAAGCAUUGAAACUAAUAAUCUUUUUGGCCCUGUACCACCCCUUCACAGAUGAGAAUGAUGACGGUGAUUUUGUCACUGUAGAAGGAUCUGAGUCACACUUGGUGGCGGUGCUUUGUGAUUGGAAGUGAAGCUGAAAUACAGAAGUGAGGGCUCUGUGUCUGGAAGAGCUGGAAGAAUUUUUCAUUAUCCUUUCUCCAGUACAAACUUAGGACUCUUCAUUAUUCCAAAUCAGAGCAUAACCUCAAAACUUAGUGACUUUUUCCAGAGAAUUCAUAUUGGAAUGGCUGAAGCUGAAACUUUAUGCAUUUCUGAACUAUUGUCCUAAAGUCAACCACUUGGGUGAAGGUACACUCAGCACUUUGAGACAGUAAAUUCAGUGUGGACUGCUAGAAACCCAAACAGAUCAACUUUCUAUAUUUAAUGAAAUGGGUCUAUUGAAAAAAAUAGUAUGAUUGUUCAGUUAAAAAGCAUCCCAUGGAUGCACACAAGGGGACAAAAAAUUUUAAUCCUGACAUUUCCUAGAUUUUUAAUUUUUUACUUUAUUUUCUUGUGACGUUUGCCU
Molecule: messenger RNA, 10358 nt
Organism: Haemorhous mexicanus (house finch)
Lineage: Eukaryota; Metazoa; Chordata; Aves; Passeriformes; Fringillidae
Gene: RALGAPA1
Product: Ral GTPase activating protein catalytic subunit alpha 1
Exons: 41
Coding region: 278-7780 (2500 amino acids)
Biological process (GO): positive regulation of GTPase activity; regulation of small GTPase mediated signal transduction
Cellular component (GO): nucleus; cytoplasm
Molecular function (GO): GTPase activator activity
Source: RefSeq, a predicted model, not a curated record